UCGUAGCCGCAACAGGCUGGUUCCUCGGCUUUUUUUCUAUUUCAUAUUUUUUUUAUAAUUUAUUUUUAAAUUCAAACUGGAGAAAACGGCUUUUGAGGGAUGGGGAACAAAGUGGUCACGUUUACCGAGCAGCAGUUGGAAGACUACCAGGACUGUACAUUUUUUACAAGGAAAGAAAUACUUAGAGUAUUCAAGCGGUUCAGGGAGGUUAAUCCGGAGCUGGUCCCGAAGCGAAUGACCGAGGACCAGGCGCACACCAUCGCCGUGCCCGUCGAGGAGAUCGAGAAGCUGCCUGAACUUAAGGAGAACCCGUUCAAGCGGCGCAUAUGUCAAGUGUUUUCUCACGACGGCUCAGGAGACCUGACCUUCGAAGAUUUCCUUGACAUGAUGUCUGUCUUCAGUGAAGCCGCGCCCAGAGAUAUUAAGGCUUGGUAUGCCUUCAGAAUCUACGACCUUGAUGACGACAUGUACAUAGGUCGCGAGGACCUGUUGGAAGCUACUCGCUUGCUCACACGAGGCGAGCUACACCCCCACGAGCGUGAUGAGAUCGUCUGCAGCGUGCUGGAUGAAGCUGAUGUGGACGGAGACGGGAGACUCUCCUUCAUGGACUUCGAGCAUGUCGUCGUGAGGGCGCCUGACUUCCUCUCCACGUUCCAUAUCCGUGUCUAAUCUUACUUCUUUAACAAAUGUUACCGUGUUUAAUAAAUAUUUUCUCAUA
Pectinophora gossypiella (pink bollworm) is the source of this 718-nucleotide messenger RNA. RefSeq names its product calcium and integrin-binding family member 3 (gene Cib2). NCBI's taxonomy places the organism in Eukaryota, Metazoa, Arthropoda, Insecta, Lepidoptera, Gelechiidae. The transcript has 5 exons. The record is from RefSeq and is a predicted model, not a curated record. The coding region runs from base 100 to 669 and encodes 189 amino acids. Gene Ontology annotation, molecular function: calcium ion binding.